This is a messenger RNA of Hylaeus volcanicus, 2470 nucleotides long. It is a transcript of the gene Brf, whose product is annotated as transcription factor IIIB 90 kDa subunit. Gene Ontology annotation, biological process: transcription preinitiation complex assembly; transcription by RNA polymerase III; DNA-templated transcription initiation. Gene Ontology annotation, molecular function: RNA polymerase III type 3 promoter sequence-specific DNA binding; TBP-class protein binding; RNA polymerase III general transcription initiation factor activity. Gene Ontology annotation, cellular component: transcription preinitiation complex; transcription factor TFIIIB complex; nucleus. The coding region runs from base 180 to 2243 and encodes 687 amino acids. The transcript is spliced from 15 exons. The record is from RefSeq and is a predicted model, not a curated record. Lineage: Eukaryota; Metazoa; Arthropoda; Insecta; Hymenoptera; Colletidae.
UGUUGCUGCAAUGUGUGUUUUGUAUCUAACCUAUUAGGACUAUUUUGUCGGAUGAAAGUUAAACUCUAAGCUAAACUCUAACUUAAAAUAAUCCUACAUAAUAAUAUCUUAAACAAGAUACGAUUAAGUAUUAGUUGGUUAUUUCUGUAUUUUUUUAAUUACUUGACACAUUUAUUUGAAUGUGUAAAAUCCAACGACCUGUCACAUUAAAAACGUCGGUGAUACAUUUCAAACUAAAGGUUGAAUUUUAUAAUAUCGCAAAGAUGUCUGGAAGUAAAUGUCGGAAUUGUGGUUCUACUGACAUCGAAACAGAUCCAGCUAGAGGAGAUGCAGUUUGUACAGAAUGUGGUUUUGUAUUGGAGGAUCAACUUAUUGUCAGUGAGACAGCAUUCAAAGAGACCCCAUCUGGAAAUAUGAUGGUACUUGGUCAGUUUGUUGCUAAUGAUAGUACUGGUGGAGCUACAGGUUUUGGUGCAGCAUAUCAUGUCAGUGGAAAAGAAUCAAGAGGAAUAACUUUGCAAAAUGCGAGAAAAGGAAUAACUCAUUUAUGUAUGCAGUUACGUUUGAAUCAACAUUGCAUUGAUACAUCCAUGAAUUUUUAUAAAAUGGCCUUAAAUCGUCAUUUAACUCGAGGAAGAAGACAAGCUCACAACCAUGCAGCUUGUGUGUACAUUACUUGCCGUACAGAAGGCACUGCACAUAUGCUUAUUGACAUCAGUGAUGUUCUUCAAAUUUGUGUUUAUGAAUUGGGACGCACAUAUUUACGGUUUACACAAGCUCUCUGCAUCAAUAUACCUUCGGCAGAUCCAUGUCUAUAUAUCAUGAGAUUUGCGAAUAAACUGGAAUUCGGGGAUAAAAGUCACGAAGUAUCAAUGACAGCAUUACGAGUCGUUCAAAGAAUGAAGAGGGAUAGCAUACACAGUGGACGUAAACCAUCGGGCCUAUGUGGAGCUGCGUUGCUGAUGGCCGCUCGGUUACAUGAGUUUAACAGAUCGCCCGCAGAUAUCAUAAAAAUUGUGAAGGUGCACGAAACCACGUUACGCAAACGACUUAUAGAAUUCGGCGAUACACCAUCGAGCGCAUUAACGCUCGAAGAGUUUAUGACGGUCGACUUGGAAGAGGAACAGGACCCGCCAGCUUUCAAAGCUGCGCGGAAAAAGGAUCGAGAACGAUUGCAAAGGUUGGAAAAUAUAGAUACUGAAAUAAAUGAAUUGCAAGCUGAGAUUGAUAAACAUUUGGAAGAUCGCAAAGCAGGAAAACCAAAGAAACGGAAAGGUGAUGAUUGCAUAGAAAACGAAGACACGGAAAGAUUUGUUAGAGAAAGUAAUUUAGAUGUAAUUAAAAAUUACGUUGAAAACGAUAUAGAUGAUUCCGAUAGUGAUAUUCACGAUUCCAAGUCGAAAAAUGCCAAAAAUCAUUUGAUCACUGGACUUGGACCAAACAUUGCUUCCAUGGGAUUAAUAUCAACGACCGAUAGAGAGAAUGACUUAAAAGAUCAAGAAACCACAGCAUUUGAAACCAAUUCUGGGGAGAUCGAUAUCACAGAUUUGGACGAUGACGAAUUAGACAGUUACAUUAUGUCGGAUAAAGAAGCGCAGUUCAAACAUAAUUUAUGGAAUAAAGUGAAUGCUGAGUAUCUCACUCAACAGAAAGAAAAAGAGGAGAAGCGCCAAAAAGAAAAAGAAGAGGGUAAGCCAGAGAAGAAACGGCGUCGAACUACUAAACGUAAUAAAAACCAAGUACCAGCAAAUUCUGCAGGAGAAGCAAUUGAGAAAAUGUUGCAAGAAAAGAAAAUCUCAUCUAAAAUUAAUUAUGAAGUGCUGAAAAGUUUAAACGUUACUAUAAAUACAUCAAAUAAAGAGCAACAAAAAACUGAAGACUUUGUUCAGCCAACCAAGUUGGAAACAGAUACUUUAACUUGCAAUGAAACGUCUAAUGUGUUUGAUGCACCGAAAUUACAAGAUAAACCAAUUGUAACAGCAAUAAGAAAAUCUCGUUUAGUUAAGCCCCAUAUACAAAAAGUGAAGAAAGAAGAAGUACAUCGGGCCGUUGAAGUAAAAGAUAACGUAGCUGAAGUUACAACCUCAAAAGUAGAUGCCUGUGAUAUGGAUGAAACUGAUGAUUAUAUUGACGAGGAUGUUGAAGCUGACCCUACAGAAAUGACUGUUGGACAAAUGCUCGGACGUCAUGCAUCAGAAAAUGAAAAUGAUUUUGGCUAUGGAUAUGAUGAAGAAGAUUAUUAAUUAUUUAUAAUUCUGUAUAUAAUUAUUUAUUUUAACUGUAAUACCACUAGGAAUCAGUAAAAAAGACUGCAUUUAUCUAUGUACAAAGUAAAGCAUUUAAGAAUUACUGUAAUCCUUAAUUUAAUUUCGGAUUUGCUGUAAUACUUCCUAUUGUAUUUUAUUUUAUAAUACAAUAAGUAAAAUGUACUUGUUAAUCAAUUUGUUAUAUAGCAAAUAAAUUGUGUACU